AUGCUGGCCCGAAUCAACUCGAUCUUUUGCAUUCUUUUGCUGUUCAAAGGAGCUUCAUCGUCACAUAAUGUGUCCCGGCUAGCGUGCUCUCGAAUAUCACAGGAACUACCUGAAGAGGUCUAUUACUCAGGCUCUUCGGAAUACUCAAACUCAUUAUCCUCCUACUUCAGUCUCCAAGAACAAGAGAUUUUACCUUCAUGUAUUGUGCAGCCUAAAACAACCGCGGAUGUGGCCAAGACUGUGUCAAUAAUGCGUGGAUUCCUCAAGCAAGGGGGUCAGUUUGCUGUCCGGGGUGGUGGUCACACCCCAUUUUCGGGAGCUGCUAAUAUAAACCACGGCGUCACCAUUGAUCUUGGUCUUCUGAAUAAGGUCGAUGUUAGUCCAGACCGAAAGACUGUUACUAUUGGGCCCGGCGCGCGCUUUUCUCAGGUAUGGCAAGUGCUAGAUCCGCUGAAAGUUUCCAUCACGGGAGGGAGAGAUUCAGACGUCGGGGUUGGAGGUUAUAUCCUUGGGGGUGGAUUGAGUUACUUAGGACCGCUGUUAGGCUGGGCCUGUGACAAUGUGGUGGGAUAUGAGCUUGUCCUAGCCUCCGGCAAGAUUGUCACCGUGAAUGAGCAGACCUACCCCGAUCUUUUCCUAGCCCUAAAAGGUGGUUCUAACAACUUCGGAAUUGUUACCUCUUUCACCAUGAAAACCUAUCCCCUGGGGGAGUUUUGGGGUGGUUUUAUUGCAUAUGAAUCUACGGCUGCUGCACAACAGGUGGAUGCAUUCUCUCGAUUCAUGGGCGUGGAACCUUACGAUCCCCACGCAGCAAUGAUUCAAACCUAUGGCUAUACUGCUGGAGUAUCGAUCAUUAGCAAUGGAUUAGCAUACACUGAGCCUGUGACAUACCCCACGGUAUUUGCAGACUUUGUAGACAACGCCACCGCCAUAUCAAAUGAUCUUCGAAUUGACACCAUGGCUUCAUUCGCCAAUGAAACGGACAGUUACCAAUCUUUCAAUCAGCGGCAAAUCUGGUAUACGACAACAUUUGCCCACAGCCCAAAAGUCUACUCUACCAUACAUUCUCUCUGGAACAGCUCGCUUGCGGGAAUAUCCGAUAUUGAUGGCAUCAACUGGUAUUUCACCUUGCAGCCUACACCAGCACUCGACAACACAAACAGCCUAGGCUUGAAUCCGGCAGAUAAAAGACUUUGCAUUGCUAUGAUAACGGCAUGGUACACCAAUGCAGCCGAUGACGAUACCGUAUCUGUGGCAGUCGAGAACCUAUUUGCCUCAAUUGACGCCGCCACGAAAGCUGCCGGUGUCUACCGCCCUUUUAAAUAUUUGAAUUACGCGGACGGCUCACAGGCUGUUAUUGCCAGUUAUGGAACCAAAAGUAAUGCAUAUCUCAAAUCAGUGAGCGAAAGGUAUGACCCGCAAGGUCUGUUUCAGACCGGGGUUCCUGGGGGGUUCAAGCUUUUUUAG
Molecule: messenger RNA, 1467 nt
Organism: Aspergillus pseudotamarii
Lineage: Eukaryota; Fungi; Ascomycota; Eurotiomycetes; Eurotiales; Aspergillaceae
Product: FAD-binding oxidoreductase
Exons: 2
Coding region: 1-1467 (488 amino acids)
Molecular function (GO): FAD binding
Source: RefSeq, a predicted model, not a curated record